CUCCGGCCGCCACCGAGCCGCCCGCUACGACACCACCAAUGCCAACUCCGUGUCCUCCGCCCUCAGCUGGAACAUCUUCGUCCAGAUGAGAAACAAAACCGCUCUGCCCAUCAUCCUCAAGGGCAUCACCACCGUCGAAGAUGCCCUCCACGUAGUCGAUGAGGGUGCCAAGGUCAUCUGCAUCUCUAGCCACGGCGGCCGUCAGCUCGAUCACACUCCUAGGUCCCUCGAGAUCACUUAGGAGAUCUACCGCAACGUCUCCGAGGUCUUCCGAAAUUUUGACGUCGUGGCCGACAGCGGCGUC
Messenger RNA from Colletotrichum navitas, 304 nucleotides. Its product is annotated as FMN-dependent dehydrogenase. The coding region runs from base 86 to 241 and encodes 51 amino acids. NCBI's taxonomy places the organism in Eukaryota, Fungi, Ascomycota, Sordariomycetes, Glomerellales, Glomerellaceae. The record is from RefSeq and is a predicted model, not a curated record. Gene Ontology annotation, molecular function: oxidoreductase activity. The transcript has a single exon.